This is a messenger RNA of Bufo bufo (common toad), 4063 nucleotides long. It is a transcript of the gene GFPT1, whose product is annotated as glutamine--fructose-6-phosphate transaminase 1. The transcript has 20 exons. NCBI's taxonomy places the organism in Eukaryota, Metazoa, Chordata, Amphibia, Anura, Bufonidae. The record is from RefSeq and is a predicted model, not a curated record. Bases 131 to 2230 code for a protein of 699 amino acids. Gene Ontology annotation, molecular function: carbohydrate derivative binding; L-glutamine:D-fructose-6-phosphate transaminase (isomerizing) activity. Gene Ontology annotation, biological process: UDP-N-acetylglucosamine metabolic process; carbohydrate derivative biosynthetic process; protein N-linked glycosylation.
CCAGGUUGUUCCGAUGACGUCAGAAGCACGGUUUGUGGCGCUUAUGUAGGGUCGGUGAAGCUUUGCUAGCAGCAGACUGAGUGCGAGAUAGUGACAUCUACGGAGAGCGACAGCCAGAGGAAGAGCCAGCAUGUGUGGAAUAUUUGCAUACCUCAACUACCAUGUGCCUCGCACCAGGCGGGAAAUCCUGGAGAGACUAAUCAAAGGUCUCCAGAGAUUGGAGUACAGAGGCUAUGACUCUGCAGGUGUCGGAAUUGAUGGCGGCAAUGAAAAGAACUGGGAGAACAAUGCUGGCAAGAUCGCGCUCAUCAAGAAGAAGGGGAAAGUCAAGGCCUUGGAUGAUGAGAUUAACAAGCAAGAUACGCUGGAUCUAGAUAUUCAGUUUGAGGUUCACUUGGGAAUUGCACACACCCGUUGGGCCACUCAUGGAGAACCCAGCCCUACGAACAGUCACCCACAACGAUCUGACAAAAACAACGAGUUCAUCGUAAUCCACAAUGGCAUCAUCACCAACUACAAGGAUCUGAAGAAGUUCUUGGAGAGCAAGGGCUACGAGUUUGAGUCUGAGACUGACACAGAAACCAUUGCCAAACUUGCCAAGUACAUGUAUGACAAUCGGGAGAAUGAUGGCAUCAGCUUUGCCACCCUUGUGGAGCGAGUCAUCCAGCAGCUGGAAGGUGCCUUUGCUCUGGUAUUUAAGAGUGUGCACUAUUCCGGCCAGGCUGUUGGGACCAGGAGGGGUAGCCCACUUUUGAUGGGUAUACGCAGCGAACACAAGCUUUCCACCGAUCACAUCCCAAUCCUGUACCGCUCAGUGUCACAAAGCAGCGAUUAUCCUCUAGAGGGAAGGUCCCUUGUACUGGAUGAAGGCAUGGAAAAGAAAGGGAGCUGCUCCCUGCCCAGAGUGGACACCACAACCUGCCUGUUCCCUGUGGAUGAGAAAGCUGUGGAGUAUUACUUUGCCUCCGACGCCAGCGCUGUCAUUGAACACACCAACCGAGUGAUCUAUCUUGAAGAUGACGACGUGGCUGCGGUCGUGGAUGGACACCUCUCUAUCCACCGCGUCAAGAGACGUGCGGGAGAUCAUGCAGCACGUGCCAUUCAGACUCUGCAGAUGGAGCUGCAGCAGAUCAUGAAGGGAAACUUCAGUUCAUUCAUGCAGAAAGAAAUCUUUGAGCAGCCGGAGUCAGUCGUCAAUACAAUGAGAGGACGCGUGAACUUUGACGACCUGACAGUGAAUUUGGGAGGUUUGAAGGAUCACCUUAAAGAAAUCCAGAGAUGCCGACGACUGAUCCUCAUUGCUUGCGGGACUAGUUACCAUGCUGGAGUGGCUACUCGCCAGGUUUUAGAAGAGCUGACAGAGUUGCCAGUCAUGGUGGAGCUUGCUAGUGACUUUUUGGACAGGAGCACCCCCGUCUUCAGAGAUGAUGUCUGCUUUUUCAUUAGCCAGUCAGGAGAGACAGCGGACACCUUACUCGGCCUGCGGUAUUGCAAGGAUCGCGGUGCGCUGACUGUAGGCAUUACCAACACUGUUGGCAGUUCCAUCUCCCGAGAGACAGAUUGCGGGGUUCACAUUAAUGCCGGACCUGAGAUCGGCGUGGCCAGCACAAAGGCGUACACCAGCCAGUUUGUGGCACUUAUCAUGUUUGCACUCAUGCUUUGUGAUGACCGCAUAUCUGUGCAGGACAGACGUAAGGAAAUUCUGAACGGUCUGAAGAGGUUACCAGAUAACAUUAAAGAGGUCCUGAGCCUUGACGAUGAGAUUCAGAAUCUGGCGGCCGAGCUCUACCAGCAGAAAUCUGUCCUCAUUAUGGGUCGUGGAUUUCACUAUGCAACCUGCUUGGAAGGAGCCCUGAAAAUUAAGGAAAUCACAUACAUGCAUUCAGAAGGGAUCUUGGCUGGAGAACUGAAGCACGGUCCACUGGCCCUGGUGGACAAACUAAUGCCGGUUAUAAUGAUCAUUAUGAGAGAUCACGCCUACACCAAGUGCCAAAAUGCUCUGCAGCAAGUGGUGGCAAGACACGGUCGGCCGGUGGUAAUCUGUGACAAGGAGGAUACAGAAACGAUUAACUCAAUCAAACGUACAAUAAAGGUGCCUCACACAGUAGAUUGUCUUCAAGGAAUCCUCUGUGUGAUCCCCUUGCAGCUCCUUGCCUUCCAUCUUGCUGUGCUCAGAGGAUACGAUGUGGAUUGUCCUAGAAACUUGGCUAAGUCGGUGACCGUGGAAUAAACCCAAGCAGUCCCACCAGAAGACACUAUUUCUAAAAAAAAAUUUUUUUUUUUAUCCCAAUUUUUACUUUUGUAUAUAUGUUUCGGUGUUUUCUUUUGUUGUUUUGAUCCAUUUGCAGUUCUUUUUGGCUGCACCAUGUAAAUGAUGAAGGGCAGAAUAUCGUACAAUGGUAGAUUCCAUGGAGAUCACACGAGUAGCCAUUUCCUUCAGUUGCAGUAACCUUGACAGAGGUCUAGUGAUUUGGGUUGACUCCUGUCCUGCCAAGUCCAGCACUUUAUAACUCUGUCUGUUUACUCCCUGGCCACCUCAUGGCCUGUGCCAAGAGGUUGUCUCCUGUCCUUGCAAGCAGCCAUGCCACGUCCUACUCGUCUCCUAAUUUCCUUUGUACAUAACAGGCAACGAGUUGAAGACUCGGCGUCCGUAAAAUAACCUGACACAAAUGGUUAUGUCAGACCCCUGGCGUAAGGUCAUGUAUGGAAGAAUUUUUGGGACAACCGCUGCGCCAGGAGCUUCUUCCCCCUUCUACUUCCAAUACAUUUAGAAUGACAUUUAGAAGAAGGCUCACCCUCAUGGACACAUUGAAUCCUGAUUUUCCAGGAGGCCAGGACCACACAUUCCAUAUUGGUUCAGAAAAUCUGUCUGGUUUCUGCCAAACUGAUAAAAAAAUAAUAAUUCACGUUUCAAGGCCAUCCUUGGUCUGCGGUUGUGUGGCCUCUUCCUCGGCACACUCAGUCUUGCUGACAUGUCUGCACCCACCCUACUUUACUGCCUGAUGACAUAGGAUAUCGGUUGAUGCUGGUUUUUCUGUACUUUUGCAGGUACUAGGUUUCUGUUAUGUUUUAGCAAUGGCAGCGUCCACCUUCUCCACACAUUGCAGGGUCUGGUCUUCUGCUAAAAAUAUUCACCCACCAUUAUUGACAUUUUAUCUAGACCGUUAUGGGUCCUAUUUAUAUAUCUUUAUAUAUUCUAAAAACUACCUUUUUUACACCUUACCUUUACAUUGCACGAAGGGCUUGUGUUUGACCUACCACAGAAAUCUGGAAUCGGGUCACUGUGAAAUUGACCUCUCCGCCAGCCUGUUAGGGUCUCUCAUUCCGGAGCCAUCUGAAGGGGGCACCCAAUGGGUGUCAAUACUAGGCAGCAUCUCACAAAGGCUAAUUCUAGAAAACACACAAUUUUCUCACAGGUGGGUCAUGCUUUUCUUUACCAAGCCGCAUCAAGGGUUUUAUGGGAAUAAAUAGAAUAAGGUUUAUAUUUUCCCCCCAACCCAAAACGGCACCACCCCUAUUGGUAGGCUGCGUCUGGUAUUGCAGUUCAUCCCCAUUCAGGUGAAUAUGGCAAUACUAGACACAGUCCAUGGUCAGUAGUGGUGCCGUCUCUGGGGAAGGGGGAUGUUUUUCCUGCCUGGGACAACCCCCUUUUAACACUUUUUUUUUCUAUGCCCCCUCCCACUCACUAAAAUUAGACUCCUAGAUAUGAAAUGAAGGCUUUACGAGACCUACAUGUGCACUACUAGAGAUGAGGAUUUCUAGGAAAGACAAUGUGACUUUUUUUAUGCUCUCUCACGUCCCUUAUUUUCUCUUUAUUUUGUAUUCGGUAGAAUUUGUUGGUACUUUAGUGUUUAAAUAUGAUUUUUGUCUAUUUUAUUUUCUGUUUUAACUGGAAAGAAAUGUAUAAAAGUUUCCAUUAGAUGGAAAGAUGCUGUUCUCCUAUUAAUGAAAAAGAAGUUUACAUCGGACCAAAGAUGCGUACAGUGCUUAAAAAACAAAAAACAAAAAAACUCUUGGAUUCUGUGAAACAAUAAAGUUUGGACAUGUCCAUGCAUUUACCUAG